CACCUUCUUGUCUUGUUUGGUCACUCAACGCAGGCCUGUUGCAUUUUCCACAGCGAAAGUUAUCCCGAAAAAUCUCGUAGAGAGGAAUCUUUAGUCGCCCCGAAGCUGUAUCUGUUGAUUAUAAUUUCUAAAUCAUUUAUCACAGAUUUUCAUUCUUUUUUUUUUCCGUAAUCGCAACUGAAAAUAAAAAUAAAAUGACAGGCAAAGAAGCAACCUUAAUAUUCCUCUCAUUAACCCUAACAUGCAUAUUUGUCACCAAAAGUGAAGCAGUUUUUCCCGAAUUCUGGAAGUCCGUCAAAUAUGACCCGAUUCUGAAAGACGAAUACAAGAAUAUUCAGGGUGACCCCAGAAUACCGGAGGCAUUAGAUAACGACGAGGCUCUGCUAUUAGGCCAAAGUGACUAUCAGCCAUGGGAAGAACAAGUGCCAUUUGAUAGGAGACUUCUGCCCAGCAAACGUCAGAUCCGGUACAACCAGUGUUACUUCAACCCCAUUUCCUGCUUUCGAAAGCGAAAUUAAGGUUCUUAUUGUGGACGAAAAUCCCGGUAGACAAGCUGGUUAUUAUUUUGUGCAUGUAUAUAAAUGAUGAAAAAAAAAGUAUUGAAAUAAAUCACGUAGACCGUAACACAUCCUGAAAAUGUGACGUAGAUCUUGAGAUUGAACGUUGUAGUUGUGUAAUUAAAGUUAACGUUCAAUAAAUGUUGAACCCAUGUAAAGUUUUGUCUCUUAUGUCAGACGUUUGUUCUUUUUAAAGAGUGCUAAUAAAGUAUACUGUUCCUUUGUGAUCCCUCAA
Molecule: messenger RNA, 792 nt
Organism: Limulus polyphemus (Atlantic horseshoe crab)
Lineage: Eukaryota; Metazoa; Arthropoda; Merostomata; Xiphosura; Limulidae
Exons: 2
Coding region: 195-518 (107 amino acids)
Source: RefSeq, a predicted model, not a curated record